Macrobrachium nipponense is the source of this 1784-nucleotide messenger RNA. RefSeq names its product CD63 antigen-like. The record is from RefSeq and is a predicted model, not a curated record. Lineage: Eukaryota; Metazoa; Arthropoda; Malacostraca; Decapoda; Palaemonidae. The transcript is spliced from 5 exons. The coding region runs from base 133 to 894 and encodes 253 amino acids. Gene Ontology annotation, cellular component: plasma membrane.
UGGUUUCGACCAGUUAACUCGCUGUGCUGUGCUUGAAAGGACGUACGUACGUCGCCCUCACGCCCUCCGAGUCUCCCCGACCCCCGUCAGGAGGAAGAUCGCGACCCUCUAGGCAUUUCCUCCUCCUCCGCCAUGGCAGACGCCCAAUUAACUGGCUGCGGCCCCUUGACGAUCAAGUACCUCGUCUUCUUCUUUAACCUGAUAUUCUUCCUGUCAGGUCUUAUAUUGAUAGCCGUAGGUGGAGUUGCCCAGGGUUUUUUCCACCAAUACAUGCAAUUUUUUGAAGGCCAGUAUGAAACUCCAGCAAUAGGUAUAAUCAUCCUUGGGGCCAUCAUCCUUGUUGUCUCUUUCUUCGGAUGCUGUGGGGCUAAGAAAGAGAAUGUCUUCAUGCUACGAAUUUUCAUUUGUCUGAUGGUCGUGAUUUUGAUGUGUGAAAUUGCUGCUGCCAUCACUGUAGCUGUGUUGCGACCAGACAUCGAGAAGCUUAUCAAGAAGAACAUGAACGAAACAAUGAUUCAUUAUGGCGAUCCAAAAGGUCUUCCCACAUUGGCUUGGGAUGAUAUGCAAAGCAAUCACAAAUGUUGUGGAGUUGGGAGCUACAUGGACUGGGAGACAACACCAUAUGGUGUUAAUGUCACUGGUGUCCCGGACUCCUGCUGUAUUGAUGAGAAGCCUGGUUGUGGCCAUAACAUUUUUGUGCAGAUACCAAGUGACAGUAGCUCUGUUCCUACCAUCUACUCAGAGGGAUGUUACCAAGCCCUUCACGAUGCAGCUAUGAGUAACAUUGGAGCUAUUGCUGGUGGUAUUGCUGGAUUGGCCUUCUUUCAGAUCCUUGGAAUCUGGAUGUCCUCUUGCCUGAUCAAGUCUGCAAGGGAGCGUUAUGAAAUUCUCUAGAUGGAAAUAGAAGAGGAUUUUUCCUAAUUUGAUACUAUAUUGUAGUAGUUAGGUCACAGUUAUAUUUGGAGUAUAGAUUUUUGGUGAGGCAUUGAAUUUUUCAUUGUUAUAAUGGUCACAUGAAUGUUUCAUUGAAUGUUAACAGGUGAAAGGCAUAUAAAGCAAUAAAGAUUGAGAUGGUCAUAGACGGAUAAAAUACAUUAUUGCAUGAGUAAACGAUACAGAACUUUUCAUCUACAUUUCAACAAGAAUGGUCACAGUAGUAGUCUUAUUAGCAUUAUAAGCAUAUGCCAUAUUAUAAGCAUCAUACAGUGUCCUUGUCGUUACCAGUGUAUUGCAUUAACUGUACAAGCAUGUAUCACUGUUGAUUAUAAUCAUUUUUAGAGACUUGAAGAAGGGUCUUAGAUAUUGUUCCUUUUGUAGAGCACAUUUCACUUACAGGUGUCAGACAUCACGUCUCCUUCAGUGUGUUUACCACAAACAUGACAUCUCGGAACUAAGAUUAUAUAUAUAUCACUUUAGCACAUGAUUCAUUUACCACACAUACCCACAGGUGAAAAAUAAGAGGCGGGGUGUAGGUUCUGACCAGUUUUGACUGUAUUUCCAAGCCUUUGACGAAUGGCUUGGAAAUAAAGUUGAAACUGGUCAGGACCUACACCCGUUCUCUUUUGUAUACAUACAUACACAUAUACUAUACACAUAUAUAUAACAUACUUUUUUCCUUGGAUUUAUGGUUUUUCAUGUUCACUACAGUUCAGAGUUGAACUUCUGGUGUGAAAAUUAUUCAUGAGGGUCAGUCAUUGUUCAGCUUUUAUUAAGUAGGAAAAAUGCAUGAUAGUGUUCCCUUGUGUAUGCUUUACUAAUAAAGUUAUUUACUCAUUGUACACAAA